Molecule: messenger RNA, 2980 nt
Organism: Asparagus officinalis (garden asparagus)
Lineage: Eukaryota; Viridiplantae; Streptophyta; Magnoliopsida; Asparagales; Asparagaceae
Product: titin homolog
Exons: 12
Coding region: 134-2491 (785 amino acids)
Biological process (GO): regulation of double-strand break repair; chromatin organization
Cellular component (GO): nucleus
Molecular function (GO): DNA binding; histone binding
Source: RefSeq, a predicted model, not a curated record
AAUUGAAAAAAGAAGACCCUUUUCUUGUUUUGCUGUAUUUAUUUUUUUCAGUUCGCUUCUAGGAGAGAAUUCCCUUGGAAUUUUUUCCUCGAAAUUGAUCGCCAUUUUAUCUCAGUUCUUCUGUCCUUGAGGAAUGUCUGAACCUGAAUCAAAAGCAGAACCUGAUGCAAAUACAACCGCAAAUGGGUCAUUUUCAACCAAUGACCCCAUUCAUAAUGUUGCCAAGACCAUUUCUCCAAAGAAAGAUAAAGAAUUAAAUGGCAGGGUGGAAAUUGUGGAUGGAGAAAAAGAACAGAAAGAAGAGAAGAAGGAUGCUGAUGUGGAGAUGACAGAGGCUGAUAAUGCAAAUGUGACCAAAGCGAAGGAUUCGAGAAUGGAUGAAGUGGAUGAUUCAAUUAAGAAAGAUGCUGAGGACACGGGAAAAGAAGUUGAUGAAAUGACAGAGGACGGAGUUGAUGAUAAGAAAGAGAGAGAACCCGAGGAUGUGAAAAAAAAAGAAGCUGAGGAUGUGAAAAAGGAAGAAGCUGACAAUAUGAAAAAUGAGGAAGUAGAGACUAAGAAAAAGGAGGAGGCUGACAAUACGAAAAAGGAGGGAGACAAAGACACAAGUGAAGAGGAAGUAGACACUACCAAAGAAAAGGAUACAGAAAAGAAUGAAGGUGAAGAUACAAGAAAGACGGAUGCCGAGGACACUAAAAUGGAGGAAGUUGAAGAGACUAAAAAAGAAGUUGAAGGCACUAAACCGGAGGAAGGCACACCUGCGAAGGAGGGAGCCACUGCUAUGAAAGAGGAAUCCACAACUAUGGAAAAGAGGCAUGCCAGAGAUGGGAAGGAGGGAGCUGAAGAUAUGAAGGAGGGAGCUGAUGAUAAAGAAAAGUUGGAUGCUGAGGAUAUGAAAAAGGAGGCGGAGAAUAUGAAAAAGGAGGAAGUUGUCAGCGUACAAGAUGUUAAGAUGGGAGACAGAGGAGUGGAAGAUAAAACAAUGGAGGAACAUAAGGAUGUGAUGAAAGAAAAUAAUAAUGUACAUGCGGAGAAGAAAGUGGUGGAGAGUAAGGUGGCUGAAGAAGACACACAAGAGUCAAAGAGGAAACCUAUGCGAGGGAAAAAAGUUAGUGAGAAGGGAGAAACAAAUGAGAAGAAACAAAGUGCGAAAAAGCCCAAGGAAGUUAGCACUCCUGUGGUUUCCUCUAUUGAGCGUCCUGUACGUGAGAGGAAAUCAGUGGAAAGAUUAGUUGAAGCUCUGGACAAUGAAUCAAUUAAACCACUUGUUAUCGAAAAAGGCCGUGGAACUCCAUUGAAGGAUAUACCAAAUGUGGCAUACAAAGUAGGAAAGAAGAAGCCAGCUGAGCUUAGGUUGCUUCAUCAAACACUUUUUGGAAGAGUUGGAAAGGCGAUUAAUUAUAAAACUCACAUUCUCCAAUUCUCUGGGUUUGUUUGGCAUGAGAGUGAGGACAAACAAAAGACCAAAGUAAAGGAAAAACUUGAUAAAUAUGUGAAAGAUACAUUACUAGAUUUCUGUGAUUUGUUUGAUAUACCCGUGUUGAAAGCCAAGUCUAACGCAAGGAAGGAGGAGCUAGUUGCAAUGUUACUGGACUUUAUGGUGGCACCUCAUGCUACAACGGAUGUUAUACUUUCUGAGAAAGAGCAGUCAGCGAAAUCCAAGAAAAGGAAGAGAGGAGCUAAGGAGAGUGGAUCAAAAAUCUCUGGAGGAUUUUUGGGAAAGCAGUCAAAGAAGGAAACUAAGAGCACAGAUACACCAAGAACAAAAGGGACUACACAUGACAGAAACGAGGAAGAAGAAGAUGAUGAUGAAAAUGGUGUUCCUUCUGAGGAUGAUUCAUCUGAAAAUUCUGAGAGCAAGGAGAAAGAAUUUGACACUGGAAAAACACCAGAAGAUGACAAGGACGAUCGUGAAUCUGGAAAGGGAAGGCAGGAGAUGAAAUCUCCAAAAAAGGGUGGCUCUUCCAGUACAAAGAAGCUGAAGGUGUCUGAUACUUCAAAAGAGAUUUCUUCUCCCACAACUGCAAAGAGUCCUAAUAGCCCAUCAUCUUCCAAACAGCCAAAAAAUUCCAAACACUCAAAAGACAGGAAUAAAACCAAUGACAAAACAAAAACUGCUUCUAAGACAGUCCUAAGGAAGCACAAAGAGGUUGAGCGACCUGCAAAGAAAGCAGUUACUUCUAAAACAGAUCCAAAGGAGAAGGCAUCAGGUAAAAAGGCGGCUUUAGGGAAAGCUAAAUCGAAAAAGUCUGGGGAGACUGGUCCAAGCAAGGAAGAACUGAGGAAGACAAUUUGUGAGAUCCUGAAUAAAGUGGAUUUCAACACGGCUACCUUCACCGAUAUUCUCAAGGAACUUGCGAGCCUUUAUGGAAUUGAUUUGACUCCGAGGAAAGCUUCCAUUAAACUAAUGAUCCAAGAAGAGCUGACCAAACUAGCUGAAGAGGAUGAAGAUGAGGAUGACGAGGAGGAAGAAGAAAGUGAUGGCAAAUAGGAUGUGACUCGCUUUAAGACCUAGGGUACGUGGUCGAAGAACGUGAUGGCAAAUAGGAUGCGACUCGUUUUAAGACCUAGGGUAUGUGGUCGAAGAUUGGUCCAGUAUACGACAAAUGGUUUUGAGAUCUCUCUUUUUUUCGUUCGAAAUGUAGCCCCUAAUACAGCAUAUCUGAUACUCCCAGCAUUGGGUUACGUAGUUGCAGCAGCAUUAUCGGUAGCAAUUGCUACUAUAUGAGUUUCCACCAGGCUAGUCCUGACUUUUUUUUGGCCCAUAGCUUAGUGCCUAAUGUUCUUGUUGUAGCUGUUUAACACAGUUAUUAAAUCACAAACAAUAUCAUACUACUGUGUAGUACUGUGCUGACCAACUGAAUGUAAGCCAAAAGUUUGGCAUUUCUUUUUGUUUCUCAGGCGAUAGUUACUUGUGUGGAGCCUUUUAAAAGGCAACGUGUUGUUUUGUGUUUGCUAAUCAACAUGCUUCCUACUUUAA